Molecule: messenger RNA, 1334 nt
Organism: Porites lobata
Lineage: Eukaryota; Metazoa; Cnidaria; Anthozoa; Scleractinia; Poritidae
Source: the annotation of a GenBank genome assembly
AUGGAGGAGAUAACGGACGCACCUUGUCUAAGCGUGCCAAAACAAGUGAACCUUGCCAAACUGGCGAAUUACAUGCGACAAAGAGUGCGCCCAUCAAAUCCAGAGUUUGGACUUCGAGUUGGGCGAGGACCAUCUACUCGAGGGAUUCCUGUGUCGAGAUGUCCAGGUAAAAUUGAUGACAUGUAAUUGUUAUCAUGAGCUAAAAUCAUUUCAACCACCUUUGCCAAACAAUUCAAUUUUAAAGUCGUAUAAUCCAACGAUUUUUUUCUUUUGUGAAUGACAUAACCAAAUUAUGAAAACGUUGAUAGUACUAUAUAAUGCUUUUUAUCAAUGUGCAUUAAGAUUACAAGAUCCCCUUCCCCAAGCAAUUCAAUUAUGAAGGCAUUUAAUCAUUCCAUUACUUUUCUUUUAGGUGCGUGACCAUCAUUGCCACUGAUGAGCAGCUACUUAUACUUUCGCGUGCCAAAACUUGGUAGUGGAUGGUACUUUCAAGCUCUGCAAGACCCCAUUCACACAGUUAUUAACCAUUAACGCCUUCGUCCGGAGUGAGGAACAUCCAAAACAAAUACCCCUGGUAUUUGAAUUAAUGUCCGGGAAAAAGAAGAAAGACUACAGAGCGGUGGUCAAGGAGAUCUUAAGACUUCUACCAAACCAGCCUUUAGAGAAGAAAAUCACAGUAGACUUCGAAAGGGCCAUGUGGUCAACCUUCCGGAAGUUGCUACCCUAGAUAAGCAUCAUGUGAUACACAUUUCAUUGGACCCCUAUGCCAUGGACUUACCUACCGACUACUCUAAAUACUACCUUACAGAGUACCCCUAUGGAUUAGUACAGUUUUCAAGGGCUAAGAUUUAUUCAAUAAAUUGUCAUUCUUUGACCCCCUUUUAAACACCUAUUGGCUAAAAUACUCAAUGGAGUCAUUAAGUACGUAAGAAGGAGGCAAAAAACGCCAGUUCGAUGCAAAAUCUUCCGUUGUAAUCAAAGGUGCUAAUUACUUAAUUAAAUAACAUUCGACCUUGCUCAUUGGCUGUUGUGAGGUUGAGCGCGAAAUUUGAAUUUGUUUCGAUCCCUCAGCGACCGAACGCGUGUUUUAGCGAAAUAUGCCAAAACGUGCUUUAUUGUAGUCGGAAAAAUAGCCAGAAAGUAAAGUCUCAGGCGCAUGGGAUAUGGGGAAGUAUUUUUUCUGAUUUUUUUUUGUGGUAGCCCCGGGUGUUGAAAGUAACACGACACUUCGCUGUAUGCCAUUUGUAUUGUUCUCGUUUAUUGAAGGCAUCAAGUUCGCCGCGCCACACGAAAUCGUCAUACAUCAAACAGAACAUACAUCAAAACAGAACUAG